AUGGCACUGCUCCGGGGUCUCCUGGUACUCAGCUUGUCCUGCCUGCAAGGGCCCUGCUCAGUGUUCUCUCCAGCCAGCGCCAUGGAGCCCAUGAGCCAGCAGAUAGUGACCGGGCCAAGCCAGGAGAAGCUGUCCCCACUUAGCUUCCUCAAGCUGGUCAACCAGGAGCCUGAUGGCCAGACUGACCUGAAGAAGGCCUCAGGAGACUGCAGUGAGGCCCCAACCCCGGAGCAGACCCGCAGGCUGGCCAAGGCCAUGAUGGCCUUCACCACAGACCUGUUCUCCCAGGUGGCCCAAAGUUCCACCCACCCCAACCUCAUCCUGUCGCCUCUGAGUGUGGCUCUGGCACUGUCGCACCUGGCACUAGGUGCUCAGAACCAAACGCUGCAGAGGUUGCAGCAGGUGCUGCAUGCAGACUCAGGGCCCUGCCUCCCCCACCUGCUGAGCCGCCUCUGCCAGGACCUGGGCCCUGGGGCAUUCCGAAUGGCUGCUAGAAUGUACCUGCAGAAAGGAUUUCCCAUCAAAGAGGACUUCCUGAAACAAUCGGAACACCUCUUUGGCGCAAAGCCCAUUAACCUGAUUGGAAAGAAGGGGGAUGACUUGGCAAACAUCAACAAAUGGGUGAAGGAGACCACGGAGGGGAAGAUUGAGGAUUUCCUCUCGGAGAUGGCAGAUGACACAGUGCUGCUCCUCCUCAACGUCAUCCAUUUCCAGGGUUUCUGGAAGAGCAAGUUCGACCCGAGCCUCACCCAGAGAGGAACUUUCCACCUGGACGGGCAGUUCACGGUGCCCGUGGACAUGAUGCAGGCCCGCAUGUACCCGCUGCGCUGGACCUUGCUGGAGCAGCCCUCGAUACAGGUGGCUCACUUCCCCUUUAAGAACAACAUGAGCUUUGUGGUCAUUGUGCCCACCUACUUUGAGUGGAAUGUGUCCCAGGUGCUGGCCAACCUGAGCUGGGACACCCUGCAUCAGCCCUUGCUUUGGGAGAGGCCCACCAAGGUCCAGCUGCCUAAGCUGCACCUGAAAUACAAGCUGGACCUUGUGGCCACCCUCAGCCAGCUGGGCCUGCAGGAGCUGUUUCAGAACCCAGACCUCAGUGGGAUCUCGGACGAGGGCUUGGUGGUGUCCAGCGUACAGCAUCAGUCCACUCUGGAGCUCAGUGAGGCCGGCGUGGAGGCGGCCGCGGCAACCAGCUUGGCCAUGUCCCGCAUGUCCCUCUCCACCUUCAGCGUGAACCGCCCCUUCCUCUUCUUCAUUCUCGAAGACACCACGAGCCUGCCCCUCUUUGUGGGCAGCGUGAGGAACCCCAACCCCGGAGCGCAGCGGGAGCACAAGGAGCAGCAGGAUUCCCCUGACAGCAGGGACUUCCUCCAGGACCUGAAGGCCUUCGUCCGCGGCGACAAGCCCUUCGGCCCUGACUUGAAACUGGAGCCCCUCUCCGAGGAGGAUUACCCCCAAUUUAAUAGCCCCAAGUGAGGGGCUGUGGGCUCCAGCAUCCUGAGUCCCCGCCUGGGCCAGCCUCUCAAUUCAUGUGACUCUUU
Messenger RNA from Eptesicus fuscus (big brown bat), 1541 nucleotides. It is a transcript of the gene SERPINF2, whose product is annotated as serpin family F member 2. Gene Ontology annotation, molecular function: serine-type endopeptidase inhibitor activity. The transcript is spliced from 9 exons. Lineage: Eukaryota; Metazoa; Chordata; Mammalia; Chiroptera; Vespertilionidae. The record is from RefSeq and is a predicted model, not a curated record. The coding region runs from base 1 to 1476 and encodes 491 amino acids. Gene Ontology annotation, biological process: negative regulation of fibrinolysis; negative regulation of endopeptidase activity.